Capsicum annuum is the source of this 1568-nucleotide messenger RNA. RefSeq names its product probable WRKY transcription factor 7. Gene Ontology annotation, biological process: regulation of DNA-templated transcription. NCBI's taxonomy places the organism in Eukaryota, Viridiplantae, Streptophyta, Magnoliopsida, Solanales, Solanaceae. The record is from RefSeq and is a predicted model, not a curated record. Gene Ontology annotation, molecular function: DNA-binding transcription factor activity; sequence-specific DNA binding. Bases 261 to 1313 code for a protein of 350 amino acids. The transcript is spliced from 3 exons.
AAAAAAAGGAAAAAGGUUGUUUACAUUGAAGAAAGCUACAAAAUAAAAAUAGAGAAAAAGAUAAAAGAAAAAGAGAAAAAGAGGGCAUCAUAAGUUUGACUAUCUUCCCCCCAUUGAUUAGAAUAAGAAUUGUCCUCCAUUUUCUCUCUCUCUUUCCCUCUAUAUAUUCCUUCAUCUUCAUUAUCUUCUACCCCUCCCCUUCACUCUUCUCACAAACUUCCUUUCCCUUUUUGCCCUUUUGUUCCAUGUUGUUGUAAAACAUGGCUGUAGAAUUAAUGUCCACUGGUUAUAGACCCAAUAAUUUCUCAUCAAAAAUGGAAGAAAAUUCCGUGCAAGAAGCUGCUGCUGCCGGCCUUCAAAGCGUUGAGAAAUUAAUCCGGUUGCUUUCUCAAUCCCAACAACAACAACAACAAAAUCAUCAGCAACAAACAAAUUUUCAGAAUUCAUCGUCGAAUGAUUAUCAGGUUGUUGCUGAUGUUGCUGUUAACAAAUUCAAAAAGUUCAUUUCGUUACUUGACAAAAAUCGUACUGGACAUGCCAGAUUUCGUCGUGGUCCAAUUACUUCUCCUCCUCCACCCCCACCUCCGCCGCCAGUUCCAGCUAAACCCCAGCAGAACAAGCAACAAAUGGAGGAAUCUGAAAAGCAACAAUCUAGUGCUACAAAAAUUUACUGUCCAACUCCCAUACAAAGAUUACCACCGUUACCACACAACCACCAUCAACAAAUACUAAUCAAAAAUGGAUCGAUCGAGAGAAAAGAAGCAGCGUCAUCUACAACUAUUAAUUUUGCUUCUCCGUCACCGGCAACUUCCUUCAUGUCGUCGUUAACAGGAGAAACGGAGAGUUUACAGAACUCUUUGUCUUCCGGAUUUCAAAUUACGAAUCUUUCUCAGGUCUCUUCCGCCGGCCGGCCGCCGAUUUCGACUUCUUCAUUCAAGAGAAAGUGUAGUUCUAUGGACGAUAUUGCCCUCAAGUGUAACAGCGCCGGUGGAUCCUCCGGCCGUUGCCACUGCCCUAAGAAAAGGAAAUCAAGAGUCAAAAGGGUAGUGAGAGUUCCUGCAAUUAGCAUGAAAAUGGCUGAUAUUCCACCUGAUGAUUAUUCAUGGAGAAAGUAUGGUCAAAAACCCAUCAAGGGUUCUCCUCAUCCCAGGGGAUAUUACAAAUGUAGCAGUGUACGAGGAUGUCCUGCACGUAAACAUGUAGAAAGAGCAUUAGAUGAUCCAGCUAUGUUGAUUGUUACAUAUGAAGGAGAACACAAUCAUUCCCAUUCCAUUACAGAAACACCAGCAACUCAUGUUCUUGAAUCAUCUUAAAUCCUUGAUGAUGAUAAAAAUCAAAUUUCCCCUAAAUCAUCAACGGCUCAGAUCUUCUUGGAAAAUGUGAAGAGUAAAUCAGCACCGUUCAUCUAAUGGUCAACGCCUAGAGGAAACAUUUGUUUAAUUUUUAUUCUCUUUGUGUAUUUGUCGUUGAAAAACCUUUGAUUUUGCGUGGAAAAAAUUGAAAAAGGAGAUAGAGAGAGCAAAUUGUGGAUUUGGUGGGAAUUGAAUCAUGCAACAUUUUAGUGGGUA